Molecule: messenger RNA, 16384 nt
Organism: Numida meleagris (helmeted guineafowl)
Lineage: Eukaryota; Metazoa; Chordata; Aves; Galliformes; Numididae
Gene: ABCA12
Product: ATP binding cassette subfamily A member 12
Exons: 54
Coding region: 1-11946 (3981 amino acids)
Biological process (GO): transmembrane transport; lipid transport
Cellular component (GO): intracellular membrane-bounded organelle; membrane
Molecular function (GO): ATP hydrolysis activity; lipid carrier activity; ABC-type transporter activity
Source: RefSeq, a predicted model, not a curated record
AUGGCUGCGCUCUUCCAGCACUUGAGGAUCCUGCUGUGGAAGAACUGGCUGAGUGUCAGGAGGCAGCCGGUAUGGUCGUUCAUUUUAAUUUCCUGGCCUGUGGUUGUUUUCAUAAUCUUGGCUAUCAUCCGUCUCAAAUUCCCCCCAGAACCACAGCCAAACUGUUAUCUUGCACCCCGAAACCUUCCUAGUGCAGGCUUCUUCCCAUUCCUGCAAACUGUGCUGUGUGAUUCAGAUGCCAGAUGUAAAGGCACACCAUACACACCAGAAGAUCUUCUGCCAAGGCUUAACGACAUCUCAUCUCUCAGACUUAAGCGGAGAAGCUCAUCUAGAGUGUCCAAGGACAACCAUCCAUCACCAUGGAGUGCUAAGGUUCCUAAAAGCAGGAAUGCUUCACUGGCAUUCAGGGAUGUGGUAUCUCGUGGAGUAAACACACUUUGGAAUAUUUCAUCACCAUCCAACUUGACUUCUAGCAUCAACGUGUUCAACAAAAUCCUUAGCUUUGGGAAGAGCAAGACACAAUAUUCAGUCGGAGCAAAUCUCAAAGUCAUUCUGUGUGAGAUCUUGUCACUAUACAUACCAGCUCCUGGUCUCACUGAAGAGAAGAUGGCAGCCAACAUCCACAGGACAUUCUGCUUUACUGACUCAUCACUUUUAGAGUCCUUUACCCAAGAGUUCAGAAGUCAGUUGUCUCAGGUGCAACACAACCCACGAUACCAAGCAGCAUUUGUUGACGAAAUGGUCUCACUUCUAACGCUCGCCUCCCAAGUGCAGAAUGACACCUCACUGUGGCAUCUCUUUUUGCUGGCUCCAGAUGUGUUUCAGGGCAGCAUACAGCUCCAAGACAUAUUUGAUUUUCUUCAGAAUGCAAGCAGUGUUGUGCUGGCAGCUCAGAAUGUCUCUGCAUCACUUGUUACUGAUGAUAGAUUCAAAACUGUUCAAAACGGGGUUACAGAUCCCCCAUAUUCCCUGAAUUGCUUGGAGCAAGGUAAAGAAAAAGGUUUGGUGAUUAGAUAUAUUUGUAAUCACUUUAACUGGAAAGAUAAGUGGACUUUAGGAUCAGAGUUGGAAGAAGUUCUGAGAAAAAUAAAGUUACCGGAGAUUGGUGGAAAAGUCUCCAAGAGGUCCAUUAAUUCAGAUGAUUUAGAAGCCAUACAAAAGUCUCUACAUCGUUUAAAAGGCUUUGAGAAAAAAAUGAAUAGAAGUGAAUUAAAAAGCUUAAAUCUAUUCAGAAAUUUGAAGAAUGAAACAUUACAGAAAUUGUAUGCAAUUCUUGAACUGGGAAUGAAUCCACAUCAUGAUUAUAAAUUAAAGGAAGCAUAUAAUAAGGAAAUAAUUGAUGAAAUCUAUAACUUCACAUCAUGGCAAUUACGGAGUGACUUUAACAGGACUUCCAUUUUCAAUAUAAUGAUCCAGUGGAAAGAAAUUCAGAGUGCUUUAAAAUUAGCUACAAUUAUUUGGAAUCCAGUUUUUUUAAAUAAUUCUGGUUUUAGUACAGCACAAACUGAGAAUGCUCUCAAAACGUUACUCACCACUAGCCUGCCAUCAUUUCUGGAAGACUUAAGAGAUCAUUUUGAUGGAAUGGAAGAAAUACCAUCUUUGAUUUCCAAUUAUCUUCUUAAACCUGUGUCAUACAGAAGCUUUCCAGACCAACUUCUAGCUCUCCAAAAGAUAUUUUUUAUAAUGACGCAUGAAAGCAUCGGUUAUGAGUACCUACUGUUGCCUGUGUUUGAGCUGAUGCGAAAAGUAGAAAGCUCCAUGGGUGAAUCGUGGUGGCAUGAAUUGAAUAGCUAUUGGCGCCUUGCUGAAAAGCUGAGGUCGAUGAAAUGGAAUAAUACAGGCAUCGUAGCCUAUGGGCAGUUUGUAGAGGUAUUAAACAGCCAUUUUAAAAAGCUGAUCAAUAAUUCAAAUAGUCUUUUCAGUGAACAGUUUGGUCAACUGUCUGAAUUUAUAACUGCUGUAUUUAAAGAGUUUGAUGGGGAAAACUGGGAAAUAGCCAAUAUCUCUCUUGUUACUCAAGCCGUACAGAAGACCUUGUAUGUAUUAAAAGACUUACAACUCAAUUAUAACAUCAGUAAAUUGAAAUAUAUAGAUCUGUUCUUUAAUUUUGACAAUAAAACCUUUGAGAGAUUUUCUGAACUUCUGAGGACAGGAAUGAAAAUCCUCCGCUAUAGAAAUGCCGGUGAAGCUUCCAGGAGAGAAAUGAUUAAUGCUGUCUAUAACUUAACACACCUUGUACUGCAGGAAUACAGUGAGUCUUCCAUACAGCACAACACUUCACUGAAGGCAAAAAUCUGGGAGUUUUUGCAUGUAGUCCUGAGCCCUUUCCUUGAGAAUAGAGACGGCAGUUCCAGAACAAUCCAGAAUUGCUCCACUCAGGAUGUGCUCCACAUAACACUUCAGAUGCUUUUUGAGAAUGCCACUCUCAGUGAGUCCUUAGCCACCAGCCCCUGCAAAGAUCUCUUUGCCUCCAUGGAUGUCGAGAGUGGAACCGUGCACAACGAAACCUUCACGAAAAUGUUCCAGCUUGCCAUAAGGAACCUGAAACUGUCUCCAGAGUUUGCUGCUGUCUACAAGAACAGCAGCGAAAGCUUUUCCAGGGAGCUGUCAUGCAUCGUGCAGUCUCUGCAGUUUUCCCUGCGUUUCCUUUCCAAAUUAAAGCUUGUCUCUGAGGUGGAAAACUCUUGGGUAGAGGAGAAGACGAGAGCUCUGACUGCUCUCCUGGAGACACUGCUGCAGAGCAAUGCCUCCUGCCCCAUGGCAGUCAAGGAUGUGGCUGGUAUGCUCCCACCUCAGCUUUUGAACAUGCUCCUUCGUUUUGUGCUGAACGAGACAGAACUAAAUUCUCUAAACUUCUCUGUCAGCUCAGCAGACUGGCAUAGGGUGCCUGUGUUUUCUCAUCUGUUACCAACUAUUUUCCCUUGGAACAGCAGUAUAAAUGAACUACUAAAGGUUGGUGGAAAUGCUUCCCACGGGUCCGAGUGGGAACAUUUUUCGCGUCUGUGGCAUGCCACUGGCAAGGUGCUGACCACCAAAUGGAACCUAACGGAAGUGGAUGAGUAUGUGAAACUCCUGGAAAUUGUGAAAAAAGCCCUAAUUGUUGUGGACUUUGGACUAGCUCCUGGAAAAUCAUUCAUAUAUAAUAUUUUCAGUAAUUAUUCUGAAGGAAUGAAAACCUCAGAUCUGAAUGAUUACUAUAGCUUAUUUAAACUCCUUUUCAAUUCAACUUUUGCCACAAAGAGCAUGCUGGAAUUGGAAAGAAUUCUUCAAGAAAUGAUCUCACUGUAUGAGAUAGGUGGUGAAGGAUUGUUUUACACUAAUCCCCAGUGGAAAGAAAAUCAAGAUAUUCUAUCCACGGCUGCAGUGAUUUGGAAUCAGAUCAUCUUAAACAGAACUCAUUUUAAUACAGAGAAAACAUGGGAGGUUGUCAAAAUGAUUGCAUUUCAUGCAAUUUUGCUUGAAGACAUAGAAAAUUAUCCCAGUACAAGUGAAGAAGUGUCAUCAUUAUUUUCUGACUUCUUGUUGACCCCUAUAACUUCUGAGAAUUUGGCAGAACAGCUCUUGUCCCUUGAGAAGCUUCUUGCUGCUGUGGCAAAGGUGAAUACUAGUGAUCGUUAUCUGCUGAUCUCUUCUUUGUCUAAGAUAAUGCAGAAGCUCCAGAAUUCUCCUCGUCAAAGCCAGGGAAAUGAACUUCAUGCUUUCUUCCAGAUUGCUGAAGUUGUUCAGUCCAUGAACUGGGACAGCACAGGCAAUCUUACUUUCCAAUCACUUCUAGACAUACUGCAAAAUCAGUUCAGUACCAUGAAAAAUGACUCCAGUCUUCCUUUUGGUAAGGAACUGAAGCAGAUAAUGACCUUUAUUUCCUCCAUAUUUGAGCUGUAUGAUGAAGAUGACUCCAGGGGAACCAUGUACUCACAAGCCAUACAAAGAAGUAUCUUUAUACUAAAAGAUUUGCAGCAAAGUUACAAUAUCAGUGACCUUGAAACUAUUAACCUAUUAUUUGAUUCUUACAGCAACUAUACCCAAAGACUGUUUGAAAUAUGGAGAGCAGGAAUAAAAGUCCUUCAUGACACGAACUUAAACAAAACGUUUGAAGAAAAGAUAGAUAUUGUCUAUCAUUUCUUCCAUCUGUUGCUGCUCAGGGAGUUCAGUGAGUCUUCCUUACCACACAAUGCUUCAUUAGAAGCUAGAGCAGUGGAUCUCAUGUUCUUAGCCUUGAGCCCUUUCCUUGAGAAUAGAGACGGCAGUUCCAGAACAAUCCAGAAUUGCUCCACUCAGGAUGUGCUCCACAUAACACUUCAGAUGCUUUUUGAGAAUGCCACUCUCAGUGAGUCCUUAGCCACCAGCCCCUGCAAAGAUCUCUUUGCUUCCAUGGAUGUCGAGAGUGGAACCGUGCACAACGAAACCUUCACGAAAAUGUUCCAGCUUGCCAUAAGGAACCUGAAACUGUCUCCAGAGUUUGCUGCUGUCUACAAGAACAGCAGCGAAAGCUUUUCCAGGGAGCUGUCAUGCAUCGUGCAGUCUCUGCAGUUUUCCCUGCGUUUCCUUUCCAAAUUAAAGCUUGUCUCUGAGGUGGAAAACUCUUGGGUAGAGGAGAAGACGAGAGCUCUGACUGCUCUCCUGGAGACACUGCUGCAGAGCAAUGCCUCCUGCCCCAUGGCAGUCAAGGAUGUGGCUGGUAUGCUCCCACCUCAGCUUUUGAACAUGCUCCUUCGUUUUGUGCUGAACGAGACAGAACUAAAUUCUCUAAACUUCUCUGUCAGCUCAGCAGACUGGAAUAACCUGUCCAUGUUCUUCAGCAUGGCACAGAGUGAGCUUCGUGUGAAUGACAUGCUGCAGAGAUUCCAAGAUUCUUACAACCUCACCAAAUUGAGUUAUUUCUCAAGCAUCUGGGAUGUGAUUGACAGAUCACUGAAUAGUGAAAGGAAUCCAGCUGAAGUGGCCGCGUUUGCAAAGUUACUGGAAGCAGUGGCAAACAACUUUACCAACCACAUGUCAGCUCUAGACAUCAUAGAAGCAGGUCGCUAUGUUCUUAAGCUGCUGAACAUCUCUGAUCUGCUAAAUGAACUCAGUACAAGUUCCAGUUCGGCUUCUCUUUCCAAUAAAAUUAGUUUGGAUACUGUGUUUGACAUAGUCGCUCAUCACUUCAUUGACAUGGCAGAAACUCUAUACAACAAGACCCUGCCUUGGACUCAAAGUGACCAAACUCUGUCACCCACCAGUCUGAUCACACGGUUUCUGUUUUUAGAAUUUGAAAGCACCGUCUUACAAGUGACAGCAAAUAACAGCUAUAACCCUUACCUGAUGUGUUUAAUAAAUGCCACUGAAGUUGAAGACAGUGAAUUGACAGAAAACAUCAUGCUGCUCUUGAAGCAAUCUCAUCUGAAAAAGAACUAUUUUAUGCAAAAUAAUACCUCUGAGAAACACUUAUCCAUACCAGAGCUCCUGAAGCUAAAAAUAUCUCUCCUCUGGAAUCUGACAACACUUCUGUGUGACUAUGAGAGCUUAAAGUCAGUGCAGCAUAUUUGCCAUCUCCCUAAUGUUAGCUUUGAAGAACUCUGUGAGCAGAGUCAAUCUCAUGAACAACUUCUCCGUGCUAUUGAGCUGAGCAAUCAAGUUGUGACCAAUGUACUGAAUGGCAGAAAGGUCUCCGACGAGCUUCGGAACAUACUUAUUGGGGAUGCCACAGAUGUCCAGGCACAAAUGAAGUGGUUUCAAGAAAAUGUACCAGAAAUUGCUUUCUUUCAAGAGAUUCCUCAGUAUAUGACAGCUUUGAAUUCCAUGUUGAACAUCACUGAGAAUUUAACAGAUUCCAGCAUUCCAGAAAAGUUAAGAGAUGUGUUUAAAAAUGUGGACCAGCUCAAAGAGGAUCUCAAAAACACAACAAGAAUGUCCACAGCCAGUAUCAAUGCUCUUCUGGAAGCAUCUCUCCCAGAAAACAGCAGUCAUUUAAUUUCUCAGAUCCUUCAGCUGGAGUCUUGUAGCAUCCGUCCUUCUGACCCACAUCUACAGACAGUAGCAGAAGAGUUCUGCAAUCUCUCUCUUUCAGAGAGGACUCGUGAGACUUACAUCCUUGGGGUCACCCUGUUACGACACUUGGACAUUUACAAUUUCUUAUACAAGAUGUUAUUCCCUAAGGAAAUUCAGAAACCUGUGGACAAGAUUUUAAGCCUUCUGACAAAAAUGAAAUAUUUUCAACACCAAGUAGAGUCCGAUGUUGAUCCAUUGCUACAAGCCAUUCAUUCACUGAAAAAGCUCCGACAGUCUAGAAAGACACCACUGAGUAAGGCGUUACUUAAGCCAAACAACUUCAGGAUAACACACGGCACGUUUAAAUCCAUGUCAAAAGUUCUCUGCAACCAGGAGAUCACACCUCUAUUUUUUGAGUCCUUGCUUCCUGAUUUUGGAGACCCUAUACAAAACAGUUCUUCUGUGGAGGAUAUCCAUGUCCAAAAGAUGAUGAGGAAAUAUGGGAUUCCUCAUGAUUCCACACCGUUUUGUUUAUCUUUCUACCUGGAUCUGGUCAAGACACCAACCGGAGCUUUAAUUUGGUCUUUUUUAAAACCAAUGGUGUUUGGGAAGAUCCUUUAUACACCAGAUACACCAGAAACUCGAGCAAUCAUGGAAAAGUCUAAUGCCACCUUGAAGCAGAUGGCUGAUCUAGCUCUGAAGUCUCAGGAAUGGCUGGAUAAGUCUCCUGCCGUCAUGAAUUCACUGACUAAGUUAAACCAGACGGUUCCAGUGAUCAAGAAUGCCCUACAGAAUCCCUUUGUGCAGGUUUUUAUCAAGGUGAUGGUGGAUUUGGAUGGAGUUGAAUUGCUGAGCCAAAUAAACACACUUGAUGAUAUUCGGCUGGAAUUACAGAACAAUGCUGACAUUGUUGAUCAGCUGAACACAUUAGCUACCCUUGCUGUAAAUGUGUCCUCCUGCGUCUCGUUUAAUCGCAUUCGGGCAGUCAAAACCUUAGAGGAAAUGGAAAUGAUGGCUAAAGAACUCUUUCUAAAGAACGAACUGUUUGCAAGUAUCAUUUUCAAGCUGCCUUCAAGCUGGAGCAGCCCAGUCCAUGGGGCGUUGGCCCUCCCUCCUCUGCUCAACUACACCAUCAGGAUGAGCAGCAGGAUCACGCAGACCACCAACAGGAUCAGGGAGCGCAUCUGGACUGUGGGACCACACAACUCCACCUCGCAGAGUCAGAUCUACAGCCGGGCAUUUAUCUAUAUCCAGGACAGCAUUGAAAGAGCCAUUAUUCAGUUGCAGACUGGCAAGAAGCUAGAGGAAAUAGCUGUUCAAGUCCAGGCCAUGCCUUAUCCCUGCUACAAUAAGGAUAUGUUCUUAACCAGCGUGACCUACUCUCUUCCGUUUGCUCUGAUGGCUGCCUGGGUGCUGUUUAUAGCUGAUUUUGUUAAAACACUUGUUCAAGAGAAAGAUCUGAGGCUUUAUGAGUACAUGAAGAUGAUGGGUGUUAAUGCAAGCAGCCAUUUCAUUGCCUGGUUCAUAGAGUGUGCCAUCUUCCUUCUAAUCACGGUCACCUUCCUCAUCGUUGUCCUGAAAGUGGGUGACAUCCUUCCCAAAACAAAUACAGCGCUCCUGUUCCUGUACCUUAUGGACUACAGUUUGUCCAUCAUAGCCAUGAGCUAUUUCAUCAGUGUUUUCUUCAACAACACCAACAUUGCAGCAUUGGUGGGCAGUCUCGUGUACAUCCUCACUUUCUUCCCCUUCAUUGUAUUGCUUGUCAUUGAAAAUCACUUGAGCUUCUCUGUGAAGAGCCUGCUGAGCCUGCUGUCUCCAACUGCAUUCAGUUAUGCAAGUCAGUACAUUGCUCGCUAUGAGGCACAGGGCAUAGGUCUGCAGUGGGACAACAUGUAUAAAUCUCCAAUGAUUGGAGACAACACAUCCUUUGGCUGGAUGUGCUGGCUCAUUCUGAUAGAUUCUUUCAUUUACUUCAUCCUGGGAUGGUAUAUAAGGAAUGUUUUCCCAGGGAGAUACGGCAUGGCUGCUCCCUGGUAUUUCCCACUGCUUCCAUCUUACUGGCUUGAAUACAACUGGCUCCCCUUCUGGAGUGAGAAACAAAGAGGCUUCAUCUUCACCAAGCUUGUGUUAAGGAAAGAAGCCAGCCACAACAAUCAGAUAUGUGCCCCCCCACCUCACCUGGAGCCAGAACCCACUGAUCUCACCCUGGGAGUCUCCCUCCAUGGCAUAACAAAAGUUUAUGGAUCCAAAGCUGCAGUGGACAACCUAAGCCUCAACUUCUAUGAAGGGAAUAUAACUUCUCUGCUGGGACACAAUGGAGCUGGGAAAACUACGACCAUAUCUAUUUUGACUGGGUUGUUCCCUACAUCAUCAGGCACUAUUGUUGUCUAUGGCAAAGACAUCAAGACUGAUCAGGAAGUUAUCAGGAAGAACAUGGGUAUCUGUAUGCAGCACAACGUGCUCUUCAACUACCUGACCACGAAGGAGCACCUGCUGCUAUAUGGGUACAUCAAAGUCCCUCACUGGAGUAAAGAGGAGCUCUACCAAGAAGUUAAGAGGACUUUGAAGGAGACUGGACUCUACAGCCAUCGUCAUAAGCUGGCUGGCUCCCUGUCUGGCGGGAUGAAGAGAAAGCUGUCUAUAGCUAUUGCUCUCUUGGGUGGAUCAAGGGUAGUGAUCCUGGAUGAACCUACUACAGGGGUGGAUCCAUGCUCUCGUAGGAGUAUUUGGGAAAUUAUCUCCAAGAAUAAAAAAGGCAGAACCAUCAUUCUCUCUACGCAUCACUUAGAUGAAGCAGAAGUACUGAGUGACCGGAUUGCCUUCCUGGAGCAUGGUGGCCUCAAAUGCUGUGGGUCUCCAUUCUACCUCAAGGAAACUUUUGGUGAUGGAUAUCACCUAACGCUCACAAAAAAGAAGAAUAUGAUAGAGGAGUGUGACACCGCAGCAGUGACCUCCCUGAUUCAGUCCCACCUCCCAGAGGCUUAUCUCAAAGAGGAUAUUGGUGGAGAACUCGUGUAUGUGCUUCCCCCCUUCAAGUCCACAGUCUCAGGGGCCUACCAGGCACUUCUCAGAGCCCUUGAUACCAGCUUGAGUGAUCUCCACCUUGGUUGCUACGGGAUUUCAAACACAACUGUGGAAGAGGUGUUCCUCAAUCUGACAAAAGAGCUAGGGAAGGACCCACAAGAAGAUGCGGGACUAUCCCAGAGAGUGCCUGGAGCCACUGGUCAAAACAGCGGUGACGAAAUGUCUGUGAGCACGGAUACUUUCACAGAAAGAGAUGACCAGCUCCUGAUCAGAUCUAAGAGCCUGCAGGGGUUGCCAUUGCUGCUUAAGAAGACAUCGGCUUUAUUCAUUAAGAGACUCCACCAUACCCGGCGCGAUGUUAGAGGCUUCAUUGCUCAGGUCAUCCUCCCAGUGCUCUUUGUGAUGGCAGCGAUGGGACUUGGAACGCUGAGAACUAAGGAGACUGAGUAUCCGGAGCUGAUUCUUUCCCCCUCUCUGUAUGGCACAUCUGAUCAGGCAGACUUUUUCGGGAAUUUCAAUGAAACAACAAAUGCUUUAGUUGCUUCGAUGCUUUCUUUCCCUGGAACAGAUAACACGUGCAUGAAUGAAAGCAAUUCGCAGUGUUUAAAGGAAGACAUGCUUGGCCCAUGGAUUACCAAUGGAAACCCCUCAACAAAGUAUUCUGCGUGCAACUGCAGUGAUGGCAUCCAGACAUGUCCACAGAAGAACUAUACUCCCCCUCACAGAAGGACCUUCUCUACACGAAUGCUUUAUAACAUUACGGGGCACAAUGUGGAGACCUACAUUCUGGCAACCACCAAAGACUUCCUGCAGAAACGGUAUGGUGGCUGGAGUUUUGGGAUGCCUUUGACGCGAGAUCUCCAGUUUGAUAUCAAGCCAGUGCCCCCCAGCAGAACACUGACUAAGGUGUGGUAUAAUCCCGAAGGUUAUCAUAGCCUUCCAGCCUAUCUGAACAGCUUGAACAACUUCAUUCUUCGAGCUAAUCUGCCAGAAAAUGAGACUUCCAGAUAUGGUAUUUUCUUAUCAGCUCACCCAUAUCCUGGAGGACAGAGUCAAGAACAAGUAAUGCUCAACAGCUUACUUGAUAUCAUAGUUUCAAUGUCUGUUCUGGUUGGCUACUCUAUCACAACGGCAAGCUUCGUGCUAUAUGUGGUAAAAGAACACCAAACCAAAGCCAAGCAACUGCAGCAUAUUUCAGGCAUUGGGAUGACAAGCUACUGGGUGACUAACUUCGUUUAUGAUCUGGUACUUUUUAUGAUCCCUGUUGGACUCUCAAUAGGAGUUAUUUCAUCCUUCCAGAUACCAGCAUUCUGUAACAACAAUAACUUGCUGGCAGUAUUUCUUCUGUUGCUACUCUUUGGAUAUGCAACAUUUUCAUGGAUGUACUUGCUGGCUGGAGUCUUUAAGGAGACAGGAAUGGCCUUCAUCGUUUAUGUCUGCGUCAACUUGUUCUUUGGCAUCAAUACCAUCAUUACGCACUCCGUUGUGUUUCUGCUCUCCCAGGAAAAGGCCACGGACCAGGGCUUGCGUGAUCUCGCUGAAAACUUAAGGCACGCGUUCCUUCUGUUCCCACAAUUUUGCUUUGGCUACGGCUUGAUCGAACUGUCACAGGAUCAGGCACUGCUGGGCUUCUUGAAAGCCUAUGGAGUGGACUACCCUGACAAAACCUUUGAACUGGACAAGACCACAUCUAAGCUGCUCGCCAUGUUUAUCCAGGGCACUGUGUUUUUUGCCAUUCGUCUGACAGUUCACGAUGGGAUGAUUCAGAAGGUCUGGAACAGCACACUGGAGUUCCUGUUUGACAGAGUGCACGGCAAAGCACCGCUUCUGCUGUCCGUGACUGAAGAGGAUGGGGAUGUCGAGGCAGAGAGGAACCGAGUAGAGUCUGGCAAAGCUGACUUUGAUGUGGUGCUGCUCCAGAACCUCACAAAGAUCUACCACCUUCCUCACAAACGUAUUGUGGCCGUGAAGAACAUUAGCCUGGGGAUUCCUGCUGGAGAGUGCUUUGGUUUGCUUGGUGUGAAUGGAGCUGGGAAGACAACCAUCUUUAAGAUGCUGACAGGAGAUAUCGGAGCAUCCAGCGGAAGGUUGCGGGUCCAGGAUCAUUCUGGGUCCUUGAAUGACAUCACAGAGGCACACUGGUCUCUCUUUGGCUACUGUCCUCAAGAAGAUGCCUUAGAUGAUUUGCUGACGGUGGAAGAGCACAUGUAUUACUAUGCUAGGCUCCAUGGCAUCCCAGAGAGAGAGAUCAAAGGAAUCGUGCUCCAGCUUCUCCACAGGCUGAAUCUGAUGGCCUACAAAGACAGAGUCACCUCUAUGUGCAGUUAUGGCACCAACAGAAAACUGUCAACUGCUCUGGCUCUCAUUGGGAAUCCAUCUAUUCUGCUGCUGGAUGAACCGAGCUCUGGAAUGGAUCCAAAUGCUAAACGCCACCUUUGGAAAAUCAUCAGUGAGGAAGUGCAGAACAAAUGCUCAGUGAUACUCACAUCCCACAGCAUGGAAGAAUGUGAAGCCCUCUGUACCAGGCUGGCUAUUAUGGUGAAUGGGAGUUUUCAGUGCAUUGGUUCUCUGCAGCAUAUCAAGAGCAGGUUUGGAAGAGGAUUCACUGUGAAGAUGCACUUAAAUAGCAGCACAGUUGGCACAGAGAUGCUGACAGAGUUCAUGAAGUCACACUUCCCAAAUACGUGCCUGAAGGAUCGUCAUUUCAACAUGGUGGAGUACCAUGUUCCAGUUUCAGCAGGAGGGGUAGCAAAUAUAUUUGAUCUCCUGGAAGCCAGCAAAGAAGCCUUCAAAAUCAGGCACUUCUCAGUGAGUCAGACAACGCUAGAGGAGGUUUUCAUCGACUUUGCUAAAGAUCAAGCAGAUCCUGAUGGCAUGGACGCUGGUCCCGAUGUGACUUCAGACAGCUCUGAUACCUCUAGCCAGGCUAGCACCAUAAGCUCCAUCUAUUGAAAGGCCCCUACCGUAAGGGAUCACAGGAGCUGAGGAAAAGACCUCACGCCCCCUCUCGGGGUUCUUACAGUUUCGUCCUCUUUUCUAUGAUUCUAGGAUGGUAGGCAUAAAAAGUCACAACUUUUUAAGUACUUUUUUGAUAUGCACUUAUUUUGUUACUGGGAACGUGGUCGGCACUUAAGGCUGGCAUUUGGUUACAAAUCAGGUUGAUCUUUUCACAGGUUGUCUUUUUUUCUGCUCAGUUCUAGUUGUACGAUGGCUUUUAUACCUGUGAGGACUUAGUUGUCAUCGCCUGCUCCUUCUGGCCACGGCCAUUUGCUUACAGGAGAAAUGGCUGUGAUGGAGCAGAGGAGCUGCAGGCAGCGCAGGGUGUUUGACAAAACAGCAGCCCUGGGGCUGCCCUCUGAGAGCCCCCAGUCCCCUUCUUGCUCUGCAACAGACUUUCUGUUGCUCAGAUUUGCCAGGUUCCCCACCGGUGAAAUAGGGUUCAUGGCGCUGCCCCACCUCACAGGGGUGUUGUGAGGAUGUAGGUGUUGUGUACUGAGUUGCAUAUGCCAUUGGUGGGGUCCGUCUUUGGUAAUGACAUAAAGCUUUUCUUUAUGUGUGGGUGAUGUCAGUACAAAUAUAAUUAUUUUAAAAGUCAGCGCUUCCACUGAUUUUGGUUUAUUCCAGCCCUACGUGACACCCAGAAUAAGCCCUCAGCUCCCAGGCAGCUCUUGGCUCUUGGUACCCCAUAGAAGGCCACUCCACCAAACCUGCCUGUUUCUCCUUUUGUCUGGUGCUCAGGGCAUUCCAUUAUGGCAGAAGAAUGGUAUGAAGCAGCUGUACUUGUUAAAUUUGAGCCAAGGGAAACUCUAGCUGGAAGCUGCAUCUUUCUCCCCCUCAUCAUGAAAGGAGUGUUAGUAGUUCAGCUCCCAUGUGAUGCUAAGGCUUGCUGAGAUAAUCGCAAAAGGAAUAGGCGCUGUAAGUACCAAAGCUGUUUAGGACUUUACAGUGGGAUGCAGAAGUUCAGAGAGUUUAGCUACUGUGAGGAUGUCACGCUUUCUCCUUCAUCUCAGUGUAAACUUCUUGCUGAUAGCACGAGGAGUUUUACUAUGGAUUGAAGGUAUUAUCAAGCCUUGAAUUAUGCCUUAACCUGCUGGCUGUAAUUAAAACUUGAAAUUCAGCUUCUUUCCAGAAUGCAUUUGACACCUGCAGUUUAUAAGUAACUGCAAAUGCUGCCCAGACAUUCAUCGUGUCUCCUAUUAUUACAUCUCCAGCUCUGAAAAAGCUCUUUUUUUCCCCCUCUCAUUUUCAUUGCAUAUCUUACACAGAUCACAGUAUAAAAUUAAGCUUUUCUCUAAUGGAGGGCUUGCGCUCCCUGCAAAGGAUGCAGAGUAUGAAUGCCAAUGAUUUAAAUGCAGCCUUGUAAUACCAAUCAGAGUAUUAUUUUAUUAUGUCGAUGGCUUUGCAACUGCCAGUGAAAGAUGGAUCUUCAGGCUCUGUCCAGAUGUACUUUACAUUUAAUUGAGGGAGACCAAUACAAAGCUAUUCUUUUGUCCUGUUAGAGCCUGCUAAUCAAAAAAAGAAAAAAAAAAAAAAAAGGAAGUGAUUCAUUGGAAUACUUCAUCUAGUUGCAGUUUAAUUGGGUAAAAUAGAAUUUCCCCCCAAAAAAGCAAAAAGCAUCCUCUGGAUUUCCACCCAAUUCUGGCAUUAAUGGAAACAUCUGCUUCAUGUGAAAUGUGUCACAGCCGUGAUGUACGCUCUCUGGUUUCACUUGCAGGUAAAAAUAAAACAUCUGCUAUUGCAAUCAAGUCUGCAGGUAUUGGUCCAAACAAGCAAAAGUUUAGGUACUUAAGGGAAUUUAAUUGAAACCUGUGGAGAAGUAGUUACAACUGCUCAGGGGGUUGAAGCAUCUGGCAAGUAGGCUGUAUGGAACAUCACCAGGGGCUGAAUUAUCAUUUUUUGCCAUAUUACAAACUCCCCUCUGAGCCUUGUAGAUUUAACCUGUCCUUUUCUAAGGUAGGACAUGCUCCAGGCUUGGCUCCAGGACAAGAAAUGCAGAAGCUAAUAACAUCCUACCUCUGAAAGCCAGCUCUGGGUUUCUCAUCACCCCUUGGUCUCCCCAAGGAGGGCUCGUUCUGGUUGCAGGAUACAGAGCUACUGCUCAGAAAAUGACUUUUUCAAUAAAGCCAGGCAGCCAGCAAGCCUGGAUCUUUCUCUUGGUCUGAGCAGGGAGCUUAAGAUCACUGAAAACAUUGACCCGGGUGUCUCUGGAAGGGAUAGAGGCACGCUCUGCAUACUGCUGCACAUCGCCUCUCUGUGAGUGAGAGAUGAAUGCUGCAGCCAGGGGAGAAGCAAGCUUUUCAUCUCGCUUCUUUAAUGCAAUCUCACUUCAGCCACCCUAAUAACCUUUCUUCGAGGCAAUGGGGAGCAAUAGUCUAGCCUUGCCAGAGCAAUCACAUGGCCCAUAUGUGUUAAUUGGAACUGCACGGGCUUCAGCUGAGCUUCAUUUAAGAAUGCUUUAAAAUAUUAGUAACACAAGGUGUACACAGUACAACACUAAACAAGUCCAGGGCCAGGGAGUCAAGGAGAGCCUUCAUAAUUGGUUGUGUGGAUUGUGAGAUGGAUUCAAAUCAAUUCUGUAAUUGGAGAUGCAAAUUUGGAGACACUGGCUCAAAUCUCUGUCCCAGCUCUGUACUGCUGGUAAGAGCACGGCACUUUCCAAGCCUGAUCCUUGCUUGGCUUACGCCUCGAUGCAAGUGGCCAUCAAGGGCAGCCAAAGAAAGCUGUCCUGUAGGGCCAAAUCAAACGAUGAUUCAGCCCUGAUCACUCCUGUAAAUAUUAACUGAGGGUCUAAUAGGGCUUCUUCAUCCUUUCAUGAGAACCAUAGCAGUGGUUUUAUCCCUGCACUGGGACAGCAAGCAUGCUUAUAGGUCAAAUGAAGGCAUCCAGGUAAACACCGCUCCAGAGACCAGCAAAGCACAGGAGCUGCUGAUACCAUGUGGAGUUACCUCUGAGGUCCAGAAUGUGUGGGAUCCAGCCAGGCACAGGAUGAGGCCCUGGCCUGUCCUCUGGGCCUCAGCUUUCUUACACUGCUGCAGCUUCACCGAAGAGGCUGUGAGGAGUUAGGGGUUUUUACAAGCCAAGAAAAAUGCAAGCUCCUGCACUUAAUAGGGUUUUUGUGUGUGUGUGUGUGUGUGAGUUGGUGGAGGAAGAAAAAUGGUUGUUAGAUGGCAACAGCACAUAGCAUGAUUUUACUCCCUCUUUUUUGCAGACAACAGCUGUGAUCUUGCAUAGCUAUAACAAAAUAUCUACAGCAUAUUAGAGGGGAGCGCAACAGAGAAAAGAAGCAGUGGGGAAUGACAGAAACGAAUUUGCCAGAAUUAUUAUUCCAUGACAGUAUUUAAAUAAAAAAAAAAAUCACUCUAAUUAAUUUAGUUGUUCAGGGAGAGGGAGGAAAUAAGGAAGAUGGCACUGAAAUAGUAAGAACAACAUUAGUAUGGGACACGGCCAGCACUAACUUACUGUUGGCUUUGCUCCUCACACAGCCUGCAUACGCAGUGCUGGUAAUGAGGGAGGAUGAGCAGCCCUGUGGUGCUGGGGGCAGCCUCUUUGGGGGCCACAUCAUCCAAAAGGAGCCCCCCCGAUCUCUGUGGCGUGGGGGGAGCCCUGGGUCGCCCCAAAGGGGUAUUGUUUUUAGGAGAACUACCAGCCUUGUGUCAGAGUACAAUCCUGUGGCAUCUGAAAGCGAGCACAUGGCAAAAUGGAGGGGAUGGGGCGGUGGCCACAUGCAGUCCAGGAUGAAGAAAAGCUGUGGCUAGUGCUUGCAGCCCGUGGAGCAAAACUUGAAGCCUGGUGCCUCUCCAUUGUGCUCGAUUACAGGGGUGCAGCCACCACUUCAUUUCUGAUCAUUGGUUUAAAAGACUUUUGGAGAUGGGUCAUCACCAGGAAGAGCAAUUCUGAAGGCUUCAUGCUGGGAAAUAAGAGAAAUCAGUGGUGGUUCUCCCCAGGUUUUAAGGCCCAAAGCAACAAUCUGAACAUCCACCCCAACCUCCAGUUUAACACAGGCUCCUGAAUGCCAAGCAGUGGGUCAGUCACUAAAACAAGCAUUUGGAUAGAAAUGAAACAUCUUUUAGAAAGAGAUGAGCUCUUCGCUGACUCCAAAGAAAGAAACCAGGGAGUGCACCUGCAGGGCAUGAGGGAGGAUUUAUGGUAACACACACAAGAUAAAAUCCAAGUGAAGACAGGGUAAUAAUUGAGGUUUUUACCUCCAUUAGCAGGUCAAGGUGAACUCCCAGCCCUCCACUCUCUCUGUCCUAGUUGCCAGCUGAAGGGGUUUCACACAGCCCUGGACUUUAUUGUGCAGCGGUGGUUUCACAGCCAGAGCCUAACAAACAGAGGUGUGUGCAGCGCAGGACGGCGUGCCUCCUCCAUAUCCACACCCGGGGGGUUAUUC